Messenger RNA from Oncorhynchus keta (chum salmon), 2852 nucleotides. RefSeq names its product solute carrier family 35 member A1 (gene slc35a1). The coding region runs from base 167 to 1183 and encodes 338 amino acids. The record is from RefSeq and is a predicted model, not a curated record. The transcript has 8 exons. Gene Ontology annotation, biological process: pyrimidine nucleotide-sugar transmembrane transport. Gene Ontology annotation, cellular component: Golgi membrane. Gene Ontology annotation, molecular function: pyrimidine nucleotide-sugar transmembrane transporter activity. NCBI's taxonomy places the organism in Eukaryota, Metazoa, Chordata, Actinopteri, Salmoniformes, Salmonidae.
AUGAUACCAAAGAAGAAGAAGAAGACUACCUUAUUCAGGAUUUCAUAUCUGAUAAUCAUACAUGUAAUGUUCAGUCAGACGUGUCGUCAGACAGAAGCAUCGGUAGGUGAUCACGUUAAGUACCCAAGCAUUCGUCUGACAACGGAUCACAACAAUCAAGUUAACCAUGGCUAACGAGCCAGUGAGUGUGAUUUUCAAGGUCUACUGUCUGUCAGUGAUGACACUGGUGGCAGCAACUUACACCGUGGUAUUACGAUACACAAGGACAGUAUCAUCAACAGUUAUGUACUUCUCUACAACAGCCGUAUGUAUCACGGAAGUUAUUAAAUUGUUCUUGAGCCUUGGGAUGUUGACCAAAGAAACUGGCAGCUUUGGCAGGUUAAAAGCGUCCAUAGUUGAACAUGUAUUUUGGAGUCCAAAAGAGCUGCUGAAACUGAGUGUUCCCUCUGUGGUCUAUGCAGUUCAGAAUAACAUGGCCUUUAUUGCCUUGAGCAAUCUUGAUGCAGCUGUGUAUCAGGUGACCUAUCAAUUGAAGAUCCCGUGCACAGCCUUGUGCAUGGUCCUCAUGCUGAACCGCUCUCUCAGCAGGCUGCAGUGGUUCUCAGUCUUUAUGCUGUGUUUAGGUGUCACACUGGUCCAGUGGAAACCGGCAGAGGCCACUAAAGUCCAGGUGGAGCAGAACCCAUUUUUGGGGUUUAUGGCCAUUGCUGUGGCUGUGUUGUGCUCCGGGUUUGCAGGUGUGUACUUUGAGAAGGUCCUAAAGAGCUCAGACACAUCCCUAUGGGUGAGGAACAUCCAGAUGUACCUGUCUGGCAUUGUGGUCACCCUCGCUGGAGUUUACAUGACUGAGGGCGCUCAGGUCAUGGAGAAAGGCUUCUUCUACGGUUACACGCCUUGGGUGUGCUUUGUAGUCUUUUUGGCCAGUGUGGGUGGUUUGUACACAUCAGUGGUGGUGAAGUACACAGACAAUAUCAUGAAAGGCUUCUCUGCUGCUGCCGCCAUCGUUCUCUCUACUGUGGCAUCCGUCACUCUGUUUGGGCUACAGAUAACUGCUACCUUUGCUUGUGGAGCAAUGCUGGUGUGUGUCUCCAUAUACCUUUAUGGACUUCCGAAACAAGACACCACCAAGCUUCCAAGAGCAGACACAGACAAGGAGGCCAGGCAGAAACUGAUCACUGUUUGAAGCCUGGGUCUGGAAUAGCAAAGGUUUAUGGUCUUUCCUGACCUCUGUGUUGGAGCUGCCCAUGAGGCCCUCUUUCACACUGCGGUCUACUGUUGUCCCAUAAGAGCGUCGGCAAGGAACGUCAAUCUAGAUGAAUCAUUAUAUCAGUAAUGAUGGAGCAUAAAGUAAGGGAAGUGUGGCGCUGAGGCAGAAUGUAUACAUAGAAAAUAAAUACCAUUUGGGUUUUUAUUCCUUAUUUUUUUGUUUACUGUGGGACUGCUGUUUAGUUAUGGACAACAAUAUGUUUGUUGAACCACUGUCAAUGUCAACUACUCCACUAUUGACAAAGUACUGAAUGUAUAUACACAGCUGACAGAAUCUCACCUGGGAGAGAGCAUUUGCGGUGCAUUCGGAAAGUAUUCAAACUGCUUCCAUUUUCCCACAUUUUGUUAUGUUACAGCCUUAUUGUAAAAUUGAUUCAAUUAAUUAUUUCUCAAUCUAUACACAAUGCCCCAUAAUGACAAAGUGAAAACAGAUUUUUAGAAAUGUUUGCAAAUGUAUUGAAAAUAAAAAUCAUACCUUAUUUACAUAAGUAUUCAGACCCUUUGCUCAGGUGCAUCCUGCUUCCAUUGAUUGUCCACCUGUGGUCAAUUAAAUUGAUUGUACAUGAUUUGGAAAGGCACACAACAGCACAGUUGACCGUGCAUGUCAGAGCAAAAACUAAGCCAUGAGGUUGAAGGAAUUGUCCGUAAGAGCUCCGAGACAUGAUUGUAUCGAGAAACAGAUCUGGGGAAGGGUACCCCCCCCCCCCCACAAAACAUUCUGCCUCAUUGAAAGUACAAGAACACAGUGGCCUCCAUUCUUAAAUGGAAGAAGUUUGGAGCCACCACAACAAUCUUCCUAGAGCUGGCUGCCUGGCCAAACAGCAAUCGGGGGAGAAGGGCCCUAGUCAGCGAGGUGACAAAGAACCUGAUGGUGAACCUUCCAGAGUUCUCCCAGGAGGACAACCAUCUUUGCAGCACUCCACCAAUCAGGCCUUCAUGGUAGAGACGGAAGCCACUCCUCAGUAAAAGGCACCUGACAGCCCGCUUGGAAUUUUCCAAAGGACACGGACGAUGAGAAACAAGAUUCACUGGUCUGAUGAGACCAAGAUUGAACUCUUUGGCUUGAAUGCCAAGCGCCACGUCUGGAGGAAACCUGGCACCAUCCCUACGGUGAAGAAUAGUGGUGGCAGCAACAUGCCGUGAGGAUGUUUUCAGAGGCAGGGACUGGGAGACUAGUCAGGAUUGAGGGAAAGAUGGAGUAAAAUACAGAGAGAUCAUUGAAAACCUGCUCCAAAACACUCAGGAUGUCAGACUGGGGCAAAGGUUCACCUUCCAACAGGACAAAGACCCUAAAGCACACAUCCAAGACAGGAAUGGCUUCGGAACAAGUCUGAAUGUCCGAGUGGCUUUCUUUAUAAAAUUUGCAAAAAAUUAAGAAAAAGUUUUUGCUUUGUCAUUAUGGGAUAUCGUGUGUAGAUAGAAUUUGUUUUACAUUUUAGAAUAAGGCUGUAACAAUGUGGAAAAAGUCAAGGGGUCUGAAUACUUCCAGAAUGCACUAAGUGCCCGUACAGUUACAUGUUAAAGUCAUGUUAUUGGUGUGGCUGUCUUUGUCCAUGUAUAUACUGAAUACAAAAAUAUAAACAGAA